Salvelinus sp. IW2-2015 is the source of this 1200-nucleotide messenger RNA. RefSeq names its product rhodopsin-like. Gene Ontology annotation, biological process: neuropeptide signaling pathway. Bases 1 to 1200 code for a protein of 399 amino acids. Gene Ontology annotation, molecular function: G protein-coupled peptide receptor activity. The transcript has a single exon. NCBI's taxonomy places the organism in Eukaryota, Metazoa, Chordata, Actinopteri, Salmoniformes, Salmonidae. The record is from RefSeq and is a predicted model, not a curated record. Gene Ontology annotation, cellular component: plasma membrane.
AUGGAUGCAAAGGAUUGGAUCGAAGCCUUAAUCCGAGGGCUGAUGUGCCUAGUAGGGAUCCUGGGGAACAACUGGCUGGGUCUCCGCUCUCUCCCUGGACCUAAGUCCCUUCUCCGCACCAACGAGCUCCUCUUCAUCAACCUGGCCAUCUCCAACCUCAUCACCAACUACCUGGUGGAUCUCCCCGAUACCAUGGCUGACUUUGCUGGCCGCUGGUUCCUGGGGGAAGCCUACUGCGGUGUGUUCCGGUUCUGCUCGGACCUGUCGGAGACCAGCAGUAUCUUCUCCACCUUGUUUAUUAGUGUGUUCUGGUACCAGAAGCUGGUGGGCUCUCUGAAACGCGGAGGAGCUCCGGUCCAGCUGGAUAGCCUCCGUCUCGUAGCCUAUCUCCUGGCUGGCAGCUGGACAGUGGCUGGGGUCUUCAGUGUUCCACACUUCUUCUUUGUCCAGGUGGACAGUGGGAAUGAGAGCCACAAGGACUGUAUAGAAGUAUUUCCCUCCCAAACUGCAAGGCAGACCUAUGAGACAUUGUAUCUGACCCUCGCUAACGCCCUCCCCAUCGCUGGUAUAGUGUUCUCCAGCAUCCAGAUUGUGAUCACUCUGCUAAGGAACCAGAUGCGUAUCAAGAGCCUGACUUCAGACCAUCACAAGGGGACAGAUAAUGCUCUACCUAACAAGCGGGAGAAGAUGGACGUCUCAGAGAAAUAUGAUGAAACAGGCAUCAAGACAUGUGAUAAAGAGGCAGAUUUACCAAUAGUUACUUCUCCAGUUUUCCCUCAGAGUUCUAAAAACCAGAGGAUUUCAGAUAUCCGCCCCAACCUGCCUGGUGUCUCCUGCUCUGUCCUACCUUGUGCAGGACCCUCUGUUGUACACAGCUCAAUCAGUUCCCCCCUCUACCAGGUUGAGGUUGGUGACAGCAGAGUCAGAGCUUCACCUGAUCGCCAGAGGACCUCCCAGCCUCCAGCUAAGCUCAGCCCAGGCUCAGGCACGCAGGUGAGGGCAGCCAAGAGCGUGGUGGCUGUGGCCACUGUGUUUGUGGUGUGCUGGGUGACCCACCUCUUAUUGAGGAUAUCCAGCAACAUCCACACGUCCUCCGUAGUGGUGGAGGUGGCCAGCUACAUCGCAUCCUCUUACACCUGCAUCAUACCUUACAUCUUCCUCUAUGGAGUAAAGAAACUGUCUUGCUCCUGCAGAAGGUAG